Molecule: messenger RNA, 7625 nt
Organism: Brassica rapa (field mustard)
Lineage: Eukaryota; Viridiplantae; Streptophyta; Magnoliopsida; Brassicales; Brassicaceae
Product: glutathione S-transferase T3-like
Molecular function (GO): zinc ion binding
Source: RefSeq, a predicted model, not a curated record
AAUUAAUAUAUAUAAGUAUAUAAAUCUAUUUUGGAUACCCAAAAUACUUCGGUUUGGAUCGGAUUAGGUUUCAGUUCUUCAAAUACCAAAAUUUUGAAUAAUUCAGAUAUUUAAUCAAUUUCGGUUCGGAUUUAGUACUACCUAUUCGGAUUGGGAUCGGUUCGAUUUUUCGAGUUCGAGUUUUUUGCCCAACCCUAAAUAGUGACAUAAAAAGCAAAUAGCAUCAUAUUUUUUUUUAAAAUACAUCCGCACGGGCGUGCGGGUCAAAAUCUAGUAUUUGUUAAAGGAAAGGGUACGCAUCCAUUGGCUUUUGAUCUUUGCUUAAACUUAAAUUGAGUUUCCUUGCCAAGAUUUCAAAUUCAAAGGAUUUGUAGGAGUAUUAAGAGACACUCAAACAGGAAGUUGUAAAUCAUAGUAUUAAGAACCACUAGUCAAAUAAUGAAUGUACAAACAAAUACCAUUUCGCUUAUAUUAUUGAAUGCUUUUGUUGAUAACAAAUCAUAUAUAAGAUUAGGAUUGAUUGAAUGCCUUUUGUUGAUAACAAAUCAUAUAGUAUAAUAUUACGAUUGUACAACCACCAUAUAAAAUAUGUUAAACCAUCACAUCACACUCGUAUGAUUUGUUAGGUUCUCUUUCUAGCUAUUUCACCAGUGGUAAAUUUCCACAACUACUGAUAUAUAUAUGUUGUUGUCUUGUUGACCGUGGAUAACCAAGUUGAUUACGAAAUUAAAUACAAAUUAUGACAAAGAAGACGGCGUAUAUUACGAUAAAUAUUAGCAGUAGUGGUCACUGGAUACACAAACAUUGCAGUGUUAUGUUUGUUGUUUGCAUGUGUCACAGUAUGUAUGAAUGUAUAUAAUAUAAAGGGUAUUGCACAUAUAUACACUUCUCUUUCAUUGUCCAAAUCUAAUACAGGCCAUGAUGAACAUUUUUGUGGUUAUAUCAAUAAUUUUAUACUUCAUGUAUUCAUGUUAUUGUCCUGAUGCAAAGAAGAAAUGAAAUAAUUUGAAACUGGAGACAAAAAAGUGAAAUGCAGAACGCACCAUAGAAUGUUGUCUACUUCUGCAGUACUACAGGGCCAAUAUAUCUCAUUAUCUCCUACCCGAGCCACAAUAUUAGCCCAGACAGAGAACAAAGCUUUGAUAAGUGCGGGAUGCCUUAUAGGGCAGUCAAAAGUCAACAAGUUUUUAGCGACACGUGUUAGCAUAUUUGAGCGAUUGUCGGAUUGGCCACGUGACAAAUCCAGCAAAGAAUCGACACCCGGUUUGUGCCAUCUGAAGUUCUCUGUUCUGCUUACCAGAUCAUUGAAGUUUUUGUUAUUCAAUAUUUAGGUAAACUAAAGUGUCUCACGAUAUUGUUUGUUUUUUUAGUGAGGUCAAAUGUUUGCACAAAUGCUUUGUGAAUGUUAUCAUUCUCCUCAAAUAUAGCUUUGUAUAUCUUCAUGGAUUUGUUAGUAGAGAGAUGUCACAAUCAAUAUAUUCUAAAAUAUUACUAAGUGUUUGACUAUAUUUUGUUUUAAAAAUUCAUCAAGUACCAAAUUAAAAGAUAAACUGAAAAAAAAAACUUCAACUUUGUACAUAUUAUUGCAAAAAUUAAAUACAACAUUAAGCUAAAACAGUCAUUUUGAUAAAUUUCAAGAUUGUAACUGUAAAAUUGAAUUCUAAAUAACGUAUUAUUGACAAUAUAUAAAAUUCAGAAAAUAUAUAUAAGACAACAAAAAACACACAACCGCUAAGAGUCUAAAAAAAGGGGAUGUAAUGUACUUGUAUAUAUCAUGGCAUCAUAUACGAAAUCAUAUCUUGUAAUAACUUUGUGCCAUAUUUUGACAGAAAAAAAGAAGAAAAGAAUUGUGUAAUACAUUUCAUAAAAAAAUUUACAAGAUAAAAUGAUAAAUUGCUUAUGGCGGUCUUGGAUUAUGUUAGACCAGCCGCAACGCUGAUCCUUAAUGGAUCCUUAGCGGGUAAUCCGAUGGUUAUCGGAUUAAAAUAACAAUAUUUAACCGAAAUAAUCGAAGGAUCAAUCCGUAAAUAAGGAUUAAACGGAGUUGAUCCUUAGAGACGUGGCGCGUUCUGGUUCGUCCGUCGGCUUUGUCAUUCGUACGUAUCAAAAAAAAACUAAUCAUUUUCGACAUAAGGCGAGGAAAAAAAAACGUCUCGAGUGAAGGCGAUAUCAAAGGCGAUUCGAUCCAUCCCGAGAAGAAGGUUUAACCAAUCAUGGGACAAGACUAUUCGUACAGCCAGCCGUCAUCGUCAGAUGAGUUCGACAUGACGUACCUUCUUGAAGCAGAGGCUGCUCUUUACGCGGAUGAAGGACAGAGUAGUUUCUCUGUUGGCGAGGCUGUUCGCAACCCACCUGAGGCUGAUGAUGGCAUCCCAACGAGAUGUUACUGUGGCAGUGAGGCUGCUAUUGCAACAUCUUAUACGCGAAAAGAUCCAGGGAGGUUGUACUACACGUGCGAGAAUAGAGAUGAUGGGGGCUGCCACAUAUGGAAAUGGUGGGAUGUGGCAGUCACGGAGGAGGUGUUUGAGGUUCAGAGGGAACUCAGGCUGCUUAAGGAGCAAGGUUACGAGUGCGAUCAGAAGCUGCUUAAGCUACAAAAGACCGUCUGUGAGCUCAAGACCGUCUGUGAGCUCAAGAAGAACAAAGAGUCUACAAAUGGCUAUGCAUUGGAAGUUUGUGUAAUGGUCUCCGUAUUGGUUUUUCUAGGUCUGGCGCUUAUGUUUGUCAAUGGUACGUAUCUGUCUUGAGUUUUUGUUUGUUCUUCAUGAUCUUUUGUAGACCUUAUGACAGUUUGAUCUAAUGUUUAUGCAGGAAGAGCUUCAAAGAUGUAAACGAGAGUGUCGAGAAGCUCGAGUCUCUCUUUAGGUACGAUACCACAACUGCCUAGUCUCUUUUCUAAUAACUAUAAACGUAUAGUAGUUAAGUAGAACCUAUUUAGUUAGUUGUUUGGUUUCUCUGCAUUGGUGGUAAUUGCUAGUUGUUUGGUUUCUAUAAAUUGGUGGUAAUUGCUAGUUAAGUAGAACCUAUUUAGUUAGGUUUCUAUCUUCCUACCGCCAUAGAUUUGAUUGUUUUAAAUGGCUGUUACCGUGAUUUGAUUGGUGUUUAAUGCAAGUAGUUAGCUUUCUACCUUCCUCACUGCUCGGUUUUAAUUGGCUUUUAAUGUUUGUUAGUUUAAUCUCGCCUAUUUAACUUUCUGUGUUGCUAUUAGAGUAACACAGAGCAAUCUGUAAACAUGGAUAAGCAAACUAGUUAUAUAAACCUCAGCUUUAGUCAAUCUCAGAGUACAGUGGACCUUGAAUCACCCGAACCUUAUUGGUUCGGUACCCAAGGUCCUGAUGAGUCCGUUCUCGAGUCUCCUCUCAACUCUGCUGUCGAGCCUAAUGCCAAGGAGAGGAGGAAAUGGUGCAUGAAGGAGGACAAAAUCCUUAUUGGUGCUUGGCUUAACACCAGUAAGGAUGCGGUGGUGAGCAAUGACCAGAAAGCUGGUCGCUUCUGGAAGAGGAUUGUCGACUACUACAACAACUGCCCGCAACUGGUGGGAACAACACCUAGAGAGCUGAAUCAGUGCAAGCAGAGGUGGGCUAGGAUUAACGAGCAAGUCAGCAAGUUCGUUGGAUCAUAUGACGCGGCUCUGAGGGAGCAGAGGAGUGGUCAAAAUGAUGAUGACGUGAUGAAAGCUGCUCUAGAGUUCUUCUUCAAUCGUCACCGGACCAAGUUUGUCAUGGAACAUGCCUGGAGGGAGUUGAGGCAUGACCAGAAAUGGGCCUCCGCCUUUGUGGGUAAGGACGGUGGGAAGGAAAAGCGGAAACAAGUUGAUAUAGAAGAUGAAGUGGGUGAACCAGAGGGUAGACCUAUAGGGAUCAAGGCUUCUAAAGCUGCUGCUAAGAAGAAGAAGAAUGGUAAAGAAGAGUCGUUGUCACAGAUUCAGGCCAUAAUGGAGAUGAAGUCGAAAGUGUCAACAAAGAAGUUGCUUGAACGUCUACUUAGCAAAAAAGACCCACUCACUGAGAUGGAAACAUCUCUUAAGCUCAAACUCAUGUCUGAGAUGUUAUGAGGUUAGGUUGCAUAGUUAGCGUUCGUAUUCAACCUAUGUGUCGAGUAGUUACAUGUUGUUUGAUUGCAUAGUUAGCGUUCGUAUUCAACCUAUGUGUCCUCUUUCAGUUUAAUGUGUUUUUCCAAAAGUAAUAACUAUGUGUGUACUCUUUCAGGUUCAGCAGUAGGGUCACGGGUGUUGCAAUGCACGGGUUAAGAUUGUCACGGGCUGUGAAGUACUCAAAGUCACGGGUGCUUCUGUUUUUCUAGCAUGUGAAGAUUGUCACGGGUGCUUUUAUGUUUCACGUUAAUGUAGUAUAAGUAGUAGUCAUUGUUGUUUAAACUAUUUAUCUCUUUCUCCUACGCACUUUGUAUUCAGCAACAAAACUUUGUAUCUCAUCUUCUCCUAUUUCCCUCAGCAACAAAACUUUGUAAUAUUAAACAUUGGUUCUCACUUUGCAUCUCAUCUUCUCCGACUGAAUCCACGGUGGACCAUUUUAUCUAUCUUGUUAAAAAGGUAUGGUCUUCACAAAUAGAAAUUCUAAAUUUGAACCUAUAGUAAAAAAGAAAUAGAAAUUAUAAAUUUGAAUCUAUAAAUUUGAAUCUAUAAAUUUUAAUUUGAAAAUUUUAAUUUGAACCUAUAGUAAAAAAGAAUUUUUAGAUUAAAAUUUGCAUCUAAAAAUUUGAACCUAUAGUAAAAAAGAAAUAGAGAUUCUAAAUUUGAAUCUAUAAAUUUGAAUCUAUAAAUUUUAAUUUGAAAAUUUUAAUUUGAACCUAUAGUAAAAAAGAAUUUUUAGAUUAAAAUUUGCAUCUAAAAAUUUGAACCUAUAGUAAAAAAGAAAUAGAGAUUCUAAAUUUUAAUCUAUAAAUUUGAACCUAUAGUAAAAAGAAAUAGAGAUUCUAAAUUUUAAUCUAUAAAUUUGAACCUAUAGUAAAAAAGAAAUUGAGAUUCUAAAUUUGAAUCUAAAAAUUUGAACCUAUAGUAAAAAAGAAAUAGAGAUUCUAAAUUUUAAUCUAAAAAUUUGAAUCUAUAAAUUUGAAUUUAAAUAUUUGAAUCUAUAAAUUUGAAUCUAUAAAUUUGAAUCUAAAAAUUUGAAUCUAUAAAUUUGAAUUUAAAUAUUUGAAUCUAUAAAUUUAAAAGAACUUAUAUAUUAUUUUUAAAACCAGGAUACCUAAAUAUGUCAUCAUCUUCAUCCGAUGAUCUGGAAGAAAGAUUGGACGAAAUUAUCGACGAAUACGUCGAAGACUCAUUCAACAACAUAGUGGAGGGCAUGACCAUUAACCAAAGGGGACGUGCUUACAUAGAACGACACCGCGAAGGAGGACACAUACAAUUAUGGAAUGACUACUUCAGCGAAGAUUCGACAUUCUCGACGGAAUUAUUCAGACGCCGUUUCCGUAUGAAUAAGGGAUUAUUCUUGCGUAUUGUCCAUCGCCUAUCAGAGAGCUUGCCAUUCUUUCAGCAAAGAAGAGAUGCAACCGGGAGGUUAGGUCUUACUCCACUACAGAAAUGUACGGCCGCAAUUCGUCUACUUGCUUAUGGCUCUGCGGCUGACACGGUCGACGAAUAUCUUCGACUUGCUGAGACCACAGCACUUUCGUGUUUACAUAAUUUCACUGACGGAAUUAUAGAGUUAUUUGGAAAAGAGUAUCUACGACGACCCACCCCAGAGGAUCUUCAACGACUACUCGAUAUUGGAGAGCAACGCGGGUUUCCGGGGAUGAUCGGGAGCAUUGAUUGUAUGCAUUGGGAAUGGAAAAAUUGCCCCAGCGCUUGGAAAGGACAGUACACCCGUGGAUCAGGAAAACCGACAAUUGUCUUAGAGGCUGUGGCUUCGCAAGACCUUUGGAUAUGGCACGCUUUUUUUGGUCCUCCAGGUACCUUAAACGAUAUUAAUGUCCUCGAACGGUCUCCUGUUUUUGACGACAUUAUAGAAGGUCGAGCUCCCAGGGUACGGUACAUGGUCAACGGACACAUGUAUAAGUUGGCGUACUACCUCACUGACGGUAUAUAUCCAAAAUGGUCAACAUUUAUCCAAUCAAUCACACUCCCUCAAUGUCCUAAACAAGAGUUAUUUGCCAAAGUUCAAGAAGCUACCCGAAAAGAUGUGGAGCGGGCUUUUGGAGUAUUGCAAGCCCGAUUUGCGAUUGUGAAGAACCCGGUAAAAACAUUGGACAAAGCAAAGAUAAGCAAGAUUAUGAGAGCAUGUAUCAUACUACACAAUAUGAUAGUCGAAAAUGUCCGGGAUGGAUACGGUACACAAUUUGAUAUAUCUGAUUUUGAAGAAGGGGACGUAACCAGAAGUUCACGGGUGGAAGCCAACAUGCCUACAAAUCUCAACAACAUAUUUCCCAUUCGGAAUGAUGUUCGGGAUACUCGUAUACAUGAACAUUUGAAAACCGAUCUAAUUGAGCAUAUUUGGAACAAAUUUGGUGAUGAAUAAGUCUUGUAUCUUUUUAUUGAAUCAUGAAUAAUAAAUAAAAAUUUUAAUUUUUUUUUUUUUAAAUAUUUAUUUAUUCUUAAGGAUUCCAAAUCGAGUAUCACUAUUGCACACAUAUUUUUGAUUAGGAUCCUUAACAAUUCAAAAAGGAAAAAAAAAUAUUAUUCUAAUCCUAAGGACUCUUGAGAUAGUAUCACAUUGCAUAUGCUCAGAACCCCAUAUUAAUUGUUUCUAACGACUAUAUACAAUUCACUUAGGAAAUUCUUGAAGAAUCUUUAGUUUCAUUUUUUUUUCUUUAUAUGUUUCUACUUGAGGUUUCUAACUAAAACAUUUUACUUAACGUCAGAAGCCAUUGUGAAUAUUGUCUGUUUUUUUCCAUGGCACAGAAAUAAAAUAUUAAAUCUCAUACAAAUAUCUUUCUUCCUCUUUCUUUUGUAAACUUCUGCCAUUAUGUUGGAGUUUUGAAUAGUUUUCUUUACUCAAAUUGAGUCUGUUACAAGUGGAAUAAGAAAAAACAAUGUUAGGCCAGGUUUGUGGUCUCUGAUGGUCACACAGGGAACAAUUGUUCUCACAACUUGGCUAAAUUUUAUCAUAUUAUUUAUUGCUACUUACAAGAUGAUAUGUAUAUCGCAUAUUCAUGUGUGUGAUACUUCUGACGUUAAUGUGGAUUAAGUUGAUAAAAUACUUGCUCGAGUUAUGGUGAAAAUGCAGAGAAUUAUUAUAUUACAUACACGACAUAAGGUGUCGGAUCUACAUACAUAUUAUUUAUUUAAUUAGCUCAAUAAUAUUUUUUAACGCCAAAAACAAAUUAUAUAUUUAUACGAUCCUUGAAUCUUUGAUGAUUCUUGUUCAUCUCUGGAUGGUUAUAUAUGAGAAAAACUAUAGUUUACUAGAAGCACAUACAGCCAGAGUAAAUUAUUAUGGCUUUCUAAUGAUUUUUCUUUUGAAACAUAUAUGUUUGAUAUGUUAGUAUUUCUUCUCUUUUUAACAAAUUCACCCUAGCAAAUCAAUUGCAAGAAAGAAAGUGUAAAAACAAAUUGGAUUAAAGAAACAUACAUUGCCUAUGUACCUAUGAUUAGGAGCUAAGCAUAGUUUUUGAAAAACGGCAAAGCAAUAAAAUUAAAAUUAAGCUUGAAAUUAAAAUUAGAUAGA